AUGGGAGCUUUAACAAGUGCAUGUCAAAAUGAAGAAUCAAAAGAGGAAAUUGCUAAAAAUAAAGCUAUUGAAAAACAAAUUAUGCAAGAUAAAAGAGCAGGUGCUUCAAUUAUUAAAUUACUUUUACUUGGAGCCGGUGAAUGUGGCAAAUCUACGGUCCUUAAACAAAUGCAACUUCUUCAUAGUAGUGGUUUUACGGAAGAAGAAAUUAAUGAAAGAAAAGCUGUUGUUUAUAGUAAUGUUAUAUCAUCAAUGGCCACAAUACUUAGAGCAAUGGAUAAUGUUUUACAAUUACCAAUUGAAAAUUCAUCUUUAGAAAGUGAUAAAGAAAUUGUUUUAAAUGUUAUGGAAAGAGGUGAAGAACAACAACCAUUUACUGAUGAAGUAGCAAAAGCUUUACAAAAUUUAUGGCAAGAUCCAGCUGUUAAAAAAGCUUAUGAUAUGCGUAGUGAAUUUCAAUUAAAUGAUUCAGCAAAAUAUUUUUUAGAUUCAAUUUCUAGAAUUCAUGAACCUGGAUAUAGACCUACUGAACAAGAUAUAUUAUUUUCUCGUGUAGCUACAACUGGUGUUGUUGAAGUUAAAUUUAAAAUAAAAGAUCUUGAUUUUAGAGUAUUUGAUGUGGGUGGUCAAAGGUCGGAAAGAAGAAAAUGGAUUCAUGCUUUUGAUAAUGUAGAAUCAAUUAUUUUUAUAACAGCUGUCUCUGAAUAUGAUCAAGUGUUAUUUGAAGAUGAAACAACAAAUCGUAUGAUAGAAUCAAUGCAACUAUUUUCAUCUAUAUGUAAUAGUUCAUGGUUUCAAAAUACUGCAAUGAUACUUUUUAUGAAUAAAAAAGAUUUAUUUGCUGAAAAAAUUCAAAGAGUAAAUAUUACAACAGCAUUUCCAGACUAUGAAGGUGGACAAAAUUAUGAUGAAGCAAUUUCAUUUAUUAAAUUAAAAUUUAGUGAAUUAAAUCAGCAUCCAGAUAAAAAGACAAUUUAUAUGCAUGAAACAUGUGCAACAGACACAAACCAAGUACAAUUAGUAAUUUCAAGUUGUAUAGAUUUAAUAAUACAAAAAAAUCUUCAAAAAGCCGGAAUGUUAUAA
Messenger RNA from Strongyloides ratti, 1083 nucleotides. RefSeq names its product Guanine nucleotide-binding protein G(k) subunit alpha. The record is from RefSeq and is a predicted model, not a curated record. Gene Ontology annotation, cellular component: heterotrimeric G-protein complex. Gene Ontology annotation, molecular function: G protein-coupled receptor binding; G-protein beta/gamma-subunit complex binding; GTPase activity. Gene Ontology annotation, biological process: adenylate cyclase-modulating G protein-coupled receptor signaling pathway. The transcript has a single exon. The coding region runs from base 1 to 1083 and encodes 360 amino acids. NCBI's taxonomy places the organism in Eukaryota, Metazoa, Nematoda, Chromadorea, Rhabditida, Strongyloididae.